Molecule: messenger RNA, 1813 nt
Organism: Hypomesus transpacificus
Lineage: Eukaryota; Metazoa; Chordata; Actinopteri; Osmeriformes; Osmeridae
Gene: seh1l
Product: SEH1-like (S. cerevisiae)
Exons: 9
Coding region: 143-1237 (364 amino acids)
Biological process (GO): positive regulation of TORC1 signaling; cellular response to amino acid starvation
Cellular component (GO): nuclear pore outer ring; Seh1-associated complex
Molecular function (GO): protein binding; structural molecule activity
Source: RefSeq, a predicted model, not a curated record
AUUUGAUGAGGGAACAAUUUUAGAAAAAUGGCGCCGAUCAUGGAGUGCUGAGAAUUUCACUGAAACUUACAUUUAUACCUACUUUUGUACAUCUUGUGACAAAAAUAGUUCACUACCCUUUUAAACAAUUUUCUCUGCAAUUAUGUUUGUUGCGCGAAGUAUUGCGGCGGACCAUAAAGACCUUAUCCACGAUGUGUCUUAUGAUUUCCACGGCCGGAGAAUGGCGACAUGUUCCAGUGACCAAAGUGUCAAGGUUUGGGACAAAAGUGACAAUGGUGAGUGGAACUGCACAGCCAGUUGGAAGACCCACAGCGGAUCGGUUUGGCGCGUGACCUGGGCACACCCCGAGUUUGGACAAGUCUUGGCGUCCUGCUCAUUUGACCGGACAGCGGCGGUAUGGGAGGAGAUUGUUGGCGAGUCCAACGAUAAACAGCGCGGACUCAGCCAUUGGAUAAAGAGGACCACAUUGGUGGACAGCCGAACAUCAGUUACUGACGUGAAGUUUGCUCCGAAACACAUGGGCCUCAUGCUGACCACCUGCUCCGCGGACGGUGUCGUCAGAAUAUACGAGGCUCCUGAUGUGAUGAACCUGAGCCAGUGGUCCCUGCAGCAUGAGAUCUCAUGCAAGCUCAGCUGCUCCUGUAUAUCUUGGAACCCCUCCAGCUCUCGUGCCCAUUCUCCCAUGAUAGCCGUGGGCAGUGAUGAUGGCAACACUGCCUACAGUGGUAAAGUUCAGAUCUACGAAUAUGUGGAAAACACAAGGAAGUACGCCAAAGUGGAGACUCUGAUGACUGUCACAGACCCCGUACAUGACAUCGCCUUUGCACCAAACCUGGGACGUUCUUUCCAUGUGCUGGCCAUAGCAACCAAAGAUGUGCGCAUCUUCAAGCUUAUACCCAUGCGUAAGGAGUCUUCCUCUUCGGGCCCCACCAAGCUGGAGGUGCAGCUUCAGGCCCAGUUUGACGGCCACAACUCCCAGGUGUGGAGGGUGAGCUGGAACAUCACCAGCACCCUGUUGGCUUCCUCAGGGGAUGAUGGAUGUGUACGCCUUUGGAAAGCCAACUACAUGGACAACUGGAAGUGCACCGGCAUCCUGAGGGGGGACGGUAGUCCGGUCAAUGGAGCCGCUGGUCAGGCCGGCACCCCUGGUGCAGCCGGCACACCUGGAGGUCCUGCUACCCAGAAUGCCCUGCAAGCUGUUGCUGGCAGAAAGAAAGCCCAACUGAUGCCUGGCUAGUGGAAUGACAUGCCCACUGUAUUUUCUGCUUGUUGCAUGGACACACGCAUACACACACACACACACAGGAUUGAAUGGAGGACAUCUCUGAUCAACCCCCUUAAAGACAUUCAAGCACUUUGUAGUACUCAUCAAGCAAAAGUGGAUUUCCAGACCAGACCAAUUAUAGUCAGUACAUUAGGUUUGAUAGUAGGGAUAGAUCUGAAGGAGUGUCUCAAAGUAAUGGGGGCGAGAGCUGAUUUAUACAUCAGUACAACCGUUUACACACCACAAUGUUGCGAAAAUAAACUAACACUUAUUUAGGGGUAAAAAAGCCUGGUAUGGACCUGUUUGGUCCUCAGACAUUUAUUUCUGCAAGAUGGAAUACAAAAGAUUUUUUAAGACAACACAGUAAAAGGAAAAAGAAACAGUCAACUGUAUAAAAAGUUGUUUGUUUCAUUCAAAGCAUCUUGAACUGCUCUUUAAUAAAUACGUAUUUCAAGUAUCUUUGACCAGAAUGUGGAGAGUGAUUGUGAUUGUGAAAGUGUAUUCUGUUUAAAUAUACAUUUGUAAACACAGAAAACAGUAAUAGGAACA